AUCCACAAAGAAGAAAAGCAGAGAUGGCCAACUUUUUCAAGAAAAUCGGGGAUGGUUUUCAGGGUAUAACAAAGGAUAUCGAUAAUGUACUUUGGAACAAAGACAAACCAAUGCCUGGGGACAUGAUGCAGUUUCAGAUGCCAGGAUUCCAGCACUGGGGUAUCUAUGUGGGAGAUGGAAAUGUAGUCCAUUUUUCAUGGCCAGCUGUCAGCCACUUUCCAUUAAAAUAUGCAGUUCGAAAAGAAAAAGUGAAGGAUAUCAAAGGUGUCCUGGCUUCUGCUGUAUACAAUAAGUAUGACCAAGACUAUGUACCAUUGCCUCAGCGAUGUGUGAUAAAAAGAGCAGAACACAUGGUGGACAAGGUCAUGAGAUAUAAUCUGGCCAAAGCUAACUGCGAACACUUUGCCACAAUGAUGAGGUACAACAUUCCUAUAUCAGGGCAGGCAGAGAGAUUUAAUUUUGAUGUGGAUCCAGAUUUUGUGGAAGAGCUCAGAGGAUGGCUGGCUGAGAUCGAUGACCAGAAAUAUUGCACCUCAUCUCCAAACAAAAGCAGCACAUAUGAGAUGAAUCCAAUGCUAGAGCAGUAGAGAAUCAAAGGAUAUUCUCCGCAUGUUCUUCAAUCAGCCUGUUUAUAUGCUCAAG
Gekko japonicus is the source of this 642-nucleotide messenger RNA. RefSeq names its product HRAS-like suppressor 3. Gene Ontology annotation, biological process: N-acylphosphatidylethanolamine metabolic process. The transcript is spliced from 5 exons. Gene Ontology annotation, cellular component: cytoplasm. The coding region runs from base 24 to 587 and encodes 187 amino acids. NCBI's taxonomy places the organism in Eukaryota, Metazoa, Chordata, Lepidosauria, Squamata, Gekkonidae. Gene Ontology annotation, molecular function: glycerophospholipid phospholipase A1 activity; A2-type glycerophospholipase activity. The record is from RefSeq and is a predicted model, not a curated record.